This is a messenger RNA of Columba livia (rock pigeon), 5640 nucleotides long. RefSeq names its product nuclear envelope pore membrane protein POM 121C. The record is from RefSeq and is a predicted model, not a curated record. The coding region runs from base 35 to 3403 and encodes 1122 amino acids. Gene Ontology annotation, biological process: RNA export from nucleus; protein import into nucleus. Gene Ontology annotation, molecular function: structural constituent of nuclear pore. NCBI's taxonomy places the organism in Eukaryota, Metazoa, Chordata, Aves, Columbiformes, Columbidae. The transcript is spliced from 13 exons. Gene Ontology annotation, cellular component: nuclear pore.
UGCCGGGCCCGGCGCGGCGCGGCGCGGUCGGGUGAUGGCGGGGGCCGGGCCGGGCGCGGGGCUCGGGGGGCGGCGUGGCGCGGCGCUGGCCCUGUCCCUGUCCCUGGCCGUGGCGCUCGCCCUGGCCUCGCUGCUGCUGCUGCGGGGCGCGCUGCUGGGGGCGGCGGCGCUGGGCGCGGCGGGGGCCUGGUGCGCGAUGCGGCCCGGGCCGCCCGCGCCGCGCCCGCCCGCCAAAGCCGCCGCUAACGGAGGCCCGGCCGCCGCCUCGGGCCGGCCCGGGAGGGCCCCGCCGCGCCGCUUCGGCCUCGGGGCCUCGCCGCAGGCCCCGCGGCGCCGGUACCCGCUGCCGCAGGCCCGGAGCGCCGUGUCCGUGUGUCCGCCCGCCGCCCGCUGGGAGGGCUCCUCGCCCCGGAGCGCGCCCUGGGCCCGCCGGGCCGCGCCGCUCCGCAGCCCCGUCACCGUGAGGAUCGCCCGGCCGGCCGCCGGCAUGGCCCGAUCCCCCGCCCUGGAGCAGCUGAUCUCACCCGUGGCCUUCCCGGCCAACAGCAGCCCAGACCCAUGUGCAAAAGAGACUGUGCUGAAUGCCAUCAAAGAGAGCAGGAAAAGGGCUGUGGAGCAGGAGGAGGAGGAGGAGGAGCAGGCUUUUGGGAACAAUCAGGAGAGCAAGAGAAGGCGCCACGACAGCAGUGGCAGCGGGCACUCGGCAUUUGAGCCGCUGGUGGCCAACGGUGCCCCCGCCUCGCUCAUCCCCAAGCCUGGCUCUCUGAAGAGGGGCCUCGUCUCGCACUGCCCCGAUGAUGGCUCCAGCAAGAGGUCCCGCACCUCUUCCGUGAGCUCCCUCAACAACACAUACACUGGCGGGAUCCCCAGCUCCAUCCGCAAUGCCAUCGCCAGCUCCUACAGCUCCAGCCGCGGCCUCGUGCAGCUGCGGAAAAGAAGGGGCAUGAGCGUGUCCCCCCUGUCCAGCCCAGCGUCCUCCCGCCCCCAGACACCCGAGUGGCCUCUCAAGAAAGCCAGGGAAGAGGAGUUACAUCGCUCCAACACCUCCACGCCGGUGAAAUCGGACAAGGAGCUGCAGCCAGAGAAAGCGGUGGAGACGCCUGUGCGGAAGAAGCAGAAUUCCCUGAGUCCGCCGUCGGGGAGCAGUGGGAAGCGCAAGCGCAAGAUCCAGUUGCUGUCGUCUCGCCGGGGGGACCAGCUGGCACUGCCCCCGCCGCCGCAGCUGGGCUACACCAUCACCUCGGAGGACCUGGACGCGGAGAAGAAGGCAGCGUUGCAGUGGUUCAACAAAGUCUUGGAGGAUAAGGCUGCAGAUGUGGCCCCCAGCACCACUGCAGAGACUCCACCCGCGUCCAGGCUGCUGGUGUUCCCUGUGACCGCCCCAGGACCUGCACCGGCCUCGACGGCUCCUGCCCCGGCUGGCACCCCCUCGCUGCUGGACAGCCUGAAGAAGAUGCAGAGCAGCUCAGCCGCCCCCACGCCGGCAGAAUCUGCUGGAGCUGCGGUAGCCCCUCAGCCGCCUUCGUUGGCCGCACAGCCCCCGGUUCCUGCUGUGUCACUGGAGUCGAGCGCUCCGCCUGCCACCUCUGCCGACACCAAACCUGUGCCCGUGCUGAGCCAGGCUGCCCCUGCUGCCCCCCCUGCCAUGGGGGCGCAGACCCCCAGCAGCCUGGCACCUCCUGCCUUCCCGGAGCUGGGCCCAACCCCCAGCAAACCUCCCACCUUCCCCAAGCCGAGCAUCCUCUUUGGGAUCGCGAACACCGCUCCUGCCAGCCAGGCGGCAACGACCGCGACUGCUGCUGCGCCCACCACAACCACUGCUGCGCCCACCACAGCCCCCGUCUUCAAACCCAUCUUUGGCGCUUUGCCAAAAAGCGAGAGUGCAGCAGCCUGCACGGCUGUCGUCUCCCCUGCUGUCACCAUGUCUGCAAGCUCAGGGCCCUCCUCGACAUCCUCCACCACCACCAUGUUCAAGCCCAUCUUCGGCAGCGUCACCACCGCAGCUUCGUCUCCAGCCAAGGCCUCUCCUUUCGCCUUCAAGCCCCUGUCGCAGCCGGCCUCAGCCGCAGAGCUGCCAGCCGCCUCCACGGCCACCCUGGCAGGAUUCACAGGUCUCCCUAAUGUCAUCUUCACCACCGCAGCUACAACUGCCACCACGCAGAGUUCCUCCACAGAUGCCACCAUUAAACCUGUCUUCAGCUUUGGACUCAACCCACCCGCCUCCACCGGCCCUGUCGCCAGCCCGGCCGUCACCACUGCCACAUCCACUGCCGUGUCACAGCCUUUCCUGUUCGGCGGUGCGGCCAGCUCGGCUCCCAGCACAGAAACCACCUUUGCCACCCCGGGGCCUGUGUUCCAGUUUGGAAAGCCACCUUCGGCCACAGUCACUGCCACCACCAGUGUCCCAGGAGGCCCUGCCUUUGGCCAAGGACCUACAAACUCAGCAGCUCCUACCACCACCGUGGGCUUUAGCCUAUUUCCGGGCACCACGCUGACCUCUUCCACCCCAGCCACCACGGGUCAAGCCACGUUGACAUUUGGCUCCUCCCUUUCAGCUUUUGGCAGCUCCUUCAGCACCAGCGCGAAGCCGCCACCGCCGUACCCCAGCGCAGCGACUCAGUCGGCGUUCAGCGCCGGGGCUGCCGAGAGCCAGCCGCCCGCCAGCAAACCCGCUGCCGGCCCUGUCAGCUUUGGCCCUCCCUUCAGUUUUGGGGCCCCCACAGCCCAGCCGGCGGCUCAGCCGGCGUUUGGCAGCGGUGCUCAGCCAACCUUCGGCACAACCAGCGCCCAGGGCUCCUUCGGCACCCCCAGCACCCAGGCGGCGUUCGGCACCACCACGUCGGUCUUCUCCUUCGGGACAGCCACCUCCACCACCACCACCUUCGGUUCCACCACCCAGACCACCAGCAGCAGCAGCACUGGCACCACCGUUUUCGGCACCACCCCUUCUCCUUUCACCUUCGGGGCAGCUGCCCAGCCAGGCCCCUCUGGCAGCACCUUCGGGAUCGGCACCCCUGCCCUGAGCAGCGGCUCCCCGGCCGUGGGGUUCAGCUUUGGGGCCGGGCAGAGCGGGACAGCCCCGGCAACGACACCAUUUGGCUCUUCACUGGCGCAGAAUCAGAGCACGCCCUUCGCCUUCGCCGUGCCCAGCACGCCCGACAACAAGCCUGUGUUCGGAGGAGCCCCUGCGCCCACCUUUGGGCAGAGCACACCCGUGCCGGGGGCGGUGGGCAGCGGCGGCAGCGGCAUUUCCUUCGGGACACCCAGCACCCCGGCCUCGGCCUUUGGGGGAGUCGGCGCUUCCUUCGGUUCGUCCACCCCCGCCUUCUCCAUCGGGGCAGGCUCCAAGACGGGCGCUCGCCAGCGGCUGCAGGCGCGGAGACAACACACCCGCAAAAAGUGACCCCGGCACUGCCGGGCCCCAGCGCCGCCUGCGCCAGGAGCCCCCGCACACACCGGGGGGCUCCGAUCUGUGCGGUCCCCACGUGCUGGGUGGCAGCGACUGAGGUGGGACAGGAUGAACCAAACUCUUCUUACUUGAACAGUUCCCCAGCCGAGGCUGGAUGAACCUCUGUACAUAUCCGCAGCGUUUCCUUCCUCUCUUUAUUUUGCCAUGUUUAAUAACGUGUACAUUUUUUCCCCAUUUGCUUCUUCUAGCUGUCCCCAUGCCCUCCUCCCUGCCCCCCGACAGCCGGCAGAGCCGCGUGUUUGUGCACCGAGCUGGUCUGCGCUCCUGCCGCCGCCGUUCCCGGCUGCCGAGGGAUCCUGUCUUCACCAGGCCCUGAAAUCUUUCCCCGCUGUUGGAUCCCGUGGCCUGGUGAACGCGCUUCCCGGGAGGGCUCCGCUUGGCUGCUGUCCCUGCGGAACACGAGCCGGGCGACACAGCCAGUCUGGCGGGGCUGUGGCGUCGCGGGGCCGGGAGUGACGAUCCCCUCGCCAGGACUUAACCCCCCACCAGGCUCCAGCCGAGGACGCGCCGCAGCCUGGUGGGGCUGGGGGUUGCUGAGCAUCCCCCGGCCCUCGCUGCUCCCGUCCAGCCAUGGGGCUCCCCCCGUCCCGCUCGUGUCCAGCCCCCUCUGUUCCGCUUUAUCCGUGCUCCCGUUCGAACGCACUCAUUGAAUCGAGUUUGGAGGAAGAACUGACCCGUGUGCGUGGCGGCAUGUUGGUUAUGCCGGAUUUGCUGUUUGGAGUUUCAUUUUUUUGUGGGGGCGCCCGUCCCUUUGUGGCGACGCGCCCCGGCUAAUUGGGUGUUGACAGUAGCAUCACUGCGUGGCUGCUCGCGCGGGGGAGUCGUCCCUUCCCGGUCGUGACUGAAGGGCCGGCAGCUGUGGGGGAUGCUGCCUGGACCCCCAGUUCUGGGGCUCAGCCUUGGCAGCCCCCCCGCUUCCCCUCUCCUGGUGCCCCCUCCCCACCUAGGGGGGCUCUGAAGCAAACGGGUUCCUCCCCCUGCUCCCCAAACCCAAAUUGGUUCUCAUUUUUAGCUCAUCCUUUUGGGUUUUACCAGCUUUUCGGAGCUGCGGUGCUGCCUCCCCUGUCCCAGCCAGGGAGCGGGACCCGGGCACUGCUGGAGCUGGGGGGUCACCCAGCGCUGCCAGGAGGGCUUUGCUGCCGGGUUUUUACUCUCCAGCUGUGUGAGUGUGUGUGUCUGCUGAAGUCUAAAUUAAAAAAAAAAAAAAACAGAAAAAAAGAAAAAAAAAAAUCACAAACAAAUAUUUAAACGUUUUUUAACAAAAUAAAAAUUUAUUUUUAUAUUUAAGCUAAAUUGCCUUUGAAUUCCUUCAAGCUUGGUUCAGUGAGGUUGCCCAACCCCGCAGUGUGUUGGUAGUUGAGCUGUUGCCGCCGCGGCCGGUGAGGAGCCGCGUGUCCCGGUGCUGCCCGCGGGACGAGCUGUGCGGGGAAAGGCAGCUCCGUCCCGCGGGCUCCACCGCACCCUCCUCCCGGCUCCAUCUCCCCAGUUUUAAACUGUGAUGUAUGUGGAUGUGACUAAACCUCUUUUUGUUUCUUUUCUUUUUUUAAUUCUCCGAGGGUGAGGAGCAGGAGCUCGCAGGUGUUAUGGUGACAAGUGCUUUUGGUGGCUCCCAGAACAAGGCGUCUCUCCCCGCGGGCAGGAGGGCGGGUGAGCGGGCACAGGGGGCGCAGCCCCGCGGGCAGGGGGUGCAGGCAGGACCUGCUGCCUGUUCUCGCGGGGUUUUCAGCUUCCCCCGCGGGCAGGAACGGGGCAGCGGGCAGAGCCACCCGGCCACGUCCCUGGGUUGGUGCCGCAAGGGCUGAGCCGGGCAGUUCCUCCCUGUGCCCGGAGCCCCCGCUGUCUGUGCCGGGGGGUGACAGGGACACCGGGCAGGAGCCGCGGUUUGCACCCAGUGAGACUGGGGGAGGUGGGGACAAGGGGGGGAUGCCAUGGGGAGCAGAGCUUGGUGACGCUGCCCCAUUUUGGUGCCAGAUGCCAGCCCUGCUGCGUCCCCCUCCCCACCACACAGACCCUGCUGGGAGAGACCCUUGUGCUGGGGCUGCCAGGGUGGUUUAACUCAAACUGAAGACUUGGAUCAUUCCUGGUGUGGCUGAUGAGGAUUUCAGUGUGAAUGUGCAUUUUUUUUUUCUUGCUUCUUAUGUCCCUGGUUUAAAAUAAAACGACUGUGUUCA